AGAAUGACACGUACCUCAGGAGGCAGAGCGGUCACCCACCCAUCAGGAGGUUGGCGCUGCUGAACCUGCUGAACCAUUUCUCUUGAUGAGCAGGCUGGAUAGUUAAGACAUCCAACAGGGGUGCGAGGUCGGAGACAGCAGCACGCAGGAGGGACAGAGACAUUCACGCCGGGGACGAAGGAGGACAGAAGAUGGAGGCACUGGGAAGGUGGCGGGCGGACUGGAGGUAUCCCACCGCCCUGCUGUGCAUUUACGGAUUCUUCAGCACAGUUAAACCCCUGGAGCCUUUCCUUACCCUGUAUUUGACGGGACCAGACAAGAAUCUGACAACAGAGCAGGUGAACAACCAGAUCUUCCCGGUGUGGACGUACUCCUACCUCUCCGUGCUGGUGCCAGUGUUCCUGCUGACCGACUGGCUGCGUUACAAGCCCGUGGUGGUGUUCCAGGCCGCCACCCUCCUCGUCACCACGGCGACGCUGCUGUGGCUGCGGAGCGUGGCGGCCAUGCAGGCCAUGCAGUUCUUCUACGGGGUGGUGACGGCCAGCGAGGUGGCCUACUUCUCCUACAUCUACAGCGUCGUGGAUCCAAAGAGGUACCGCAAGGCCACGUCUUACAGCCGCAGCGUCCAGCUGCUGGGGUACACGGUGGGCUCCGUGCUGGGCCAGCUGCUGCUCAGCUUGGAGCUCAUGUCCUUUAACGGCAUCCUGGCGCUCACCCUGGCUCUCACGGCCGCGGCUCUUCUGGCGUCCUGCCUCCUGCCGAUGCCGCGCCGCAGCAUGUUCUUCCACCGCGGGGCCCCCGCGGAGGGGAAAGGGCCGCAGGCGGAGGGCCUCGAGGAGCCCGACGGCGGGAGGAGAUGCAGCCAAGCGCUCCUCCAGCUGUGGAGGGACUUCCGCCAGUGCUACUCCUCCAGGCGGCUGCUCUACUGGUCAGUGUGGUGGGCGAUGGCCACGUGCGGCUACAACCAGACGACCAACUACGUCCAGGUGCUGUGGGAGCACGUGCAGCCGUCUCAGAACUUCAGCAUGUACAACGGAGGCGUGGAGGCGGUGUCCAACCUGUUGGGUGCAGCGACAGCCUACGGCAUCGGCUUCACCGAGGUGAGAUGGGAGCAGUGGGGAGAGCUGGCCCUGGGGGGCUUCUCUGGACUCGGGGCAGGAGCGCUCUUCCUCAUGACCUUCACAGGCAGCAUCUGGGUCUGCUACACUGGUUAUGUCGUCUUCAAGUGCCUGUACAUGCUUUUGAUAACGAUAGCCAUGUACCAGAUCGCGGCUGACCUGUCCAUGGAGCGAUAUGCCCUGGUCUUUGGCGCCAACAACUUCGGAGCGCUGGCUCUCCAGACGGUCAUCACGUCCGUGGUGGUCGACAGUGGAGGACUGGGCCUGAGCAUCAUUCCUCAGUUCACCGUAUACGCCAGCUACUUCGCCGUCAUAGCGGUUGUCUUUUCACUUCGCGGAUUGUUUACCAUUUGGAGAAGCAACAAGUCCCACGAUUCGACCUCUGCAGUCAAAGAAGAACCUCCAGACUCUGAGGAACACAGGUUCUGA
Messenger RNA from Pungitius pungitius (ninespine stickleback), 1547 nucleotides. It is a transcript of the gene slc19a3a, whose product is annotated as solute carrier family 19 member 3a. Gene Ontology annotation, biological process: vitamin transport; transmembrane transport. Lineage: Eukaryota; Metazoa; Chordata; Actinopteri; Perciformes; Gasterosteidae. The transcript is spliced from 8 exons. Gene Ontology annotation, cellular component: plasma membrane. The coding region runs from base 192 to 1547 and encodes 451 amino acids. The record is from RefSeq and is a predicted model, not a curated record. Gene Ontology annotation, molecular function: vitamin transmembrane transporter activity.